AUGACUCCUUCGCUCCAGCGCCAGCUCUUCUACGACGGCAAACCCCAGCACGCCUCGUCCGGCCGGACUUUCCAGUCCAUCAACCCCGCCGACGCCACUCUGCUGGCUGAAAUCCCCGUCGCUUCACAGUCAGAUAUCGACGCUGCCAUUACAGCCGCCGAGCGCGCAUUCCCUUCAUGGGCGCAAACGCCGCCUAUUGCCCGUGCGCGUAUUCUCCAGAAGGCGGCGGCCUUGCUGCGCGAACGCAACGAUGAGAUCGCCCGCGUCGAGACUCUAGAUUCCGGCAAAGCGUAUUCAGAAACGAGCACCGUCGACGUCGUCACUGGAGCUGAUGUACUGGAAUACUAUGCAAACCUCGUGGGCGGUGGCGGACUGAAUGGAGAGACCACGCAGCUUCGGGAAGAGGCGUGGGUGUAUUCGAAGAAGGCUCCGCUAGGGGUCUGCGUGGGAAUUGGCGCAUGGAACUACCCUAUUCAGAUCGCGCUGUGGAAAUCCGCUCCCUGCCUCGCCGCCGGAAAUACUAUGGUCUACAAGCCUAGCGAAUUCACUUCCCUUCACGGUCAAACCCUCGCCGAAAUCUACAAGGAAGCUGGUCUUCCAGACGGCGUUUUCAACGUUGUAUACGGUGCCGGCGAUGUCGGUUCCUAUCUCACCUCGCACCCGACCGUCGCCAAGGUCUCUUUCACCGGCCAAGUCUCUACUGGCAUGAAGGUCUCCGGAGCCGCAGCCGGAAAUAUGAAAUAUGUCACGAUGGAGCUCGGUGGAAAGUCGCCUCUCCUCAUUCUUCCUGAUGCAGAUCUCGAGAACGCUGUUGACGGCGCCAUGAUGGCCAAUUUCUACAGCACCGGCCAGGUCUGCACAAACGGCACGCGGGUUUUCAUUCCCAAGUCUAUGAAGAAGGACUUUGAGUCCCGUCUCGUUGAGAAAAUGCAAUAUAUCCGGCCAGGUCCGCUGUUCGAUGAGAACACCAACUUCGGGCCCCUUAGCUCGGCCGUCCACCAGGAGAAAGUCACCGCUUAUAUUCGCCACGGCAUUGAGCAGGACAAGGCCACCCUUCUUUACGGAGGCCUUGGCAAGCCUUCUCUGCCGAAAGACCUCGAAGCAGGCUUCUGGGUCCGUCCGACGAUCUUCACCGAUUGCACGGACGACAUGCGUAUCGUCAAGGAGGAAAUUUUUGGGCCUGUUAUGUCAAUUCUGACCUACGACUCUGUGGAAGAAGCAGUCAAGCGCGCCAAUACGACGGAGCUGGGUCUUGCCGCCGGUGUCUUCACGAAGGACCUCAACCUAGCACACCGCAUUAUUGACCAGCUCGAGGCAGGUAUCACCUGGGUGAACACAUGGGGCGAGAGUCCUGCUGAGAUGGCCGUCGGUGGCUGGAAGAAGAGCGGUCUUGGCGUGGAAAAUGGUCGUCGCGGUAUUGAGGCCUGGGUUCGGAAUAAGAGCACCCUUGUCGAUAUGGGCAAUGCUGUUGCGACGGUCUUUGCGAAGCUGUAGAGUACGAAGUGAAUUAAGCCAGAGUACGUCAUUAAGAAUAUGCAU
This is a messenger RNA of Aspergillus nidulans FGSC A4, 1539 nucleotides long. RefSeq lists its product as uncharacterized. The coding region runs from base 1 to 1494 and encodes 497 amino acids. The record is from RefSeq and is a predicted model, not a curated record. Lineage: Eukaryota; Fungi; Ascomycota; Eurotiomycetes; Eurotiales; Aspergillaceae. Gene Ontology annotation, molecular function: oxidoreductase activity; aldehyde dehydrogenase (NAD+) activity; oxidoreductase activity, acting on the aldehyde or oxo group of donors, NAD or NADP as acceptor. The transcript is spliced from 2 exons.